Messenger RNA from Protopterus annectens (West African lungfish), 5459 nucleotides. RefSeq names its product inflammation and lipid regulator with UBA-like and NBR1-like domains (gene ILRUN). Gene Ontology annotation, molecular function: ubiquitin binding. Gene Ontology annotation, cellular component: phagophore assembly site. Lineage: Eukaryota; Metazoa; Chordata; Ceratodontiformes; Protopteridae. The transcript has 5 exons. The coding region runs from base 50 to 934 and encodes 294 amino acids. Gene Ontology annotation, biological process: macroautophagy. The record is from RefSeq and is a predicted model, not a curated record.
GGCCGGGGGCCUCUCGGGGGGAACACCGCUUGCCAAGUAGGGAGCCGUCAUGGAGGGUAUGGACAUGGAUUUGGAUCCGGAGCUAAUGCAGAAGUUCAGUUGUAUGGGCACUACUGACAAGGAUGUGCUUAUUUCGGAGUUCCAGCGGUUGUUGGGGUUCCAACUUAACCCUGCGGGAUGCGCUUUUUUCUUGGAUAUGACAAACUGGAAUUUACAAGCUGCAAUAGGAGCAUAUUAUGAUUUUGAAAGCCCGAAUAUAAACACUCCAUCCAUGUCAUUUGUAGAAGACAUUACAAUUGGUGAAGGGGAGUCUGUCCCUCCAGACACGCAGUUUACGAAAACGUGGAGGAUACAAAAUACAGGUGCAGAGUCUUGGCCUCCUGGGGUGUGUUUGAAAUAUGUUGGAGGUGACCAGUUUGGACAUGUUAAUAUGGUAAUGGUAAGGUCGCUAGAUCCUCAGGAGAUGACUGAUGUCAGCGUGCAAAUGCGAAGUCCAGGUGCACCUGGAAUGUACCAGGGCCAGUGGAGGAUGUGCACAGCCACAGGGCUGUACUUCGGAGGUGAGAAUGUCAUUUGGGUAAUUCUAAGCGUGGAGAUUGGAGGCCUCUUAGGAGUAACGCAACAGUUGUCAUCAUUUGAAACAGAGUUCAAUACACAACCACACCGCAAAUUAGAAGGCAACUAUAACCCGUUUGCUUCACCGCAGAAAAACAGACAACCUGAAGAAAACAAUAUAAAAGACCCUGGGGGUCCAGGGUUUGAGUCUGUCACUAAAGACCUGUGGUCAACAGAUGCUCCAGACCAAAUUGAGCAGGAUCAGAAUGAACUGUCACAAAACUCUGUAAAUAUUUCCUCCAGCAGUCACCCAAACAACUUAUCAGUAGUGACAUACAGUCAGGGUUUCCAUGGUCCUUGUCCAUUUGGAGAGUCUUGAAAAAACGGGUAUUGCCAUGAAGAGGAAUUUAGUGCAACAGGCUUAUUUUUUGGAUUGAGGCAGCGGGGGAUCUUUGAUUUUUCACUGACACUGCACAGAGUUGCUGCUGCCUGAGAUCCUGAAAUGUACGCCUGGUCCUUUCAGGAAAGAAAGUGCAAAUUUACAAAAAAGAAAAAAGAAACUUAAAUGAAUGCAUGAAUGGAUGCUAAUUUAAAAGGAGUGCUGUUAAUUGUUUAAAUACAGACAAGUUUUUUUAGAAGUCCUCGUCACAGAUUGGGUAGUCGGAGCAAAAAGGCAAAGCCAUCUUGAAAUUAUUUUGCCUACAAAGAGUGAUUGUAGUUUCUGAACAUAUGUUAAUUAUUUUGUAUCUUGUUUCACUUUGACUCUCUUCAGAAAGGACAGUGCACACUUUUUUGUGACUGAUCUUCAUCUCGUGUGUCCACUUAAGUUUUUCUGCAUACAGUGUGACCGUUGACAAACUUGGGCAUGUUGCUCAGGUUGUUUGUUUCUAUAAAUCUGUCCAAAGGACGUGUUUUGUCAUAGUAUGUAUUCGGUCCCCUUCUCUCCUAUUUUUGUGGUAGUUAGGGAGUUUAGUAGUUUGCUGCCUCCAGGAAUGCACUGAUUUUAUCCUCUAUGGACAGAGACUGCUGUGCCCGCCCCCUCCAUUUUGCUUUCAUAGUGACUGCCCUGUAGUACUGACUUGUGUUUAGCAAAGACUUUCUUCCCACAACCAAAGCAAAUGGUGACAAGUCCUGUAACUAUGCUGUACACACUUAAACAUGUGCCACUUGUUUUUGUAUGUUUUUUUUUUUGUGGGGGGGGGGGGGUCACAUUGUAAGUCAGGCUUUUAAGAGUGUGGAUGCAACUUACAGUGUUUUAAUCAAAGUAAUUAGUCCCAAUGUUUCACUACAGAAUUGCUGGUUUCAUUUUUGUGUCAGUUUUAGUAGUGUUCACUGUCAUUUUAUUUUUCACUACAGAAUUGCUGGUUUAAUUUUUGUGUGUCAGUUUUAGUAGUGUUCACUGUCAUUUUAUUUUUAACUUCAUUUAUAUGUUGGCAGUUUCCAGUAGAAACACUCAGUAACUUCUGUGGAGUUAGCAGGUUUGAUUUAACAAAAGAGGAUUUCUCUUUCGCCUCCAUUUGAAAACCCUAAGCACAUUUUUCAUUUGAGCACUUUGUUUAGCCCACUACUCACUACAAGCAUAUAACUGUGAAUUCAGAUUAGCAGAAUGGGGAAGAAGUGAGAUCCUGGUUGGGAGGGGAGAGGGAGAUGUAAUUUGCUCCCCAAGUAAACCAGUCCUGAGUGCCACUGCUUUUUCUUCCUUUGGAGAAAAGUUUUCCAUGCAUGUUUUAUUGCUCCUGUAGUUAUUAAAUAGUAGCUGAUUAUCACUUUAAUGUUUGAGAAGUCCCAGGGGUUGUACAUGUAAGGCUUUUCUGUUGGAAUCUGUGUAUGUUGACCUUCCAUCAUACAUUCAGUGUAAACUUAAUGUUGGCUAGUUGUACAGUGUUGCAUUACGAAUAUAUUUUUUAUAUUUUGCUGUCUUUAAAAAGGAAGCUCCUAGGCUGACAUUUUUGCAUUUUGGUGGAUGUGAUUUAAGAUUGCAUAAAAAACAUCUGUAGUGUGUGGCAAGCUUGCUGCUAGAUAUUAGCAGGGACAUGUAGUAUUGCCCGCCGUUUCUGUUGUCACUUGCCUCACACCUUUGCAAACACACUCCCUUUUUGUUGUGGGAAGGGGAGCUGUUGUGAACUACUGGGUGCCUGUGUAAAUGCACACAUUCUUUACUUUGUGCCUGUGUUUUUCCUUGUUAGUAGAAGACUACAGCAUGCUGCUUUCCUGUCAUAUUCAUGCUGCAAAGCAAAUCCAUUGUGAUAUGGGGGAAGGGGCUGACCAGUAUGGCAUCUUGUGCCAUAUAUGGCAGGGGAUUUUGAACGAAUGGAUCAGUAUUGAUUAGUAUGAGUGAAAGUUUUAGCUGGAAACUCCUGAACCUGGUGCCAGCAUUGCUGUAGCUGUAGAACUUCUGUUCGCUGAGCCGCUGGCUUGUGCUUCAGGAAUUAAACUUACCUGGUUUGAGUGGAGCUUCAGCCAUGAAAGCUUCAUGCAUGUUGCCCCCUUUCAGGGGGAGCAGACCUAGCAGUGUUUCAUCGUUUUUUGCAUUUACAUCAAGUUGGAUUUAUUGCUUUAUAUACUAGACUUGUAGAAUAAAGCUGUAGAUGGAAUGUCAGCUAGCAUUAGAAAGCAGGGUGCGGUCUGAGGUCAUACUGCCCUCGAUACCUUCUAAUGUUUAUGUUUUUAUGACAUGGUGGACACUUGUCUGAGUGAUCAGGCAGUUGCAAAUGAUGCCUGUAAUGACCAGCUUAUAUCUGACUAUUGUUUGAUAAGCUUUGUAUAUAAUAAUCCUUGAACCAACGGGUAGUACAUUAUCCUCAGUGAUGUCACUGGUUAAGUUUACACACUCAGCCAAGCACAGAUGAAUACAUAGUUAUGCUUGUAGGUGGUCGGUCUCGUUUAACUGAGAGAGGAGUAGAAAGGACUGCCUCACAUGUUUGAUGACGCUAUGUGUUUUGCUGUGUGCCGUUAAACAGUACACACACCCUAAAUUAUUUUCCUCCAUACAGAAUUAUUGCUCUACUACAAUAUUUAAAAUGUAGCAUGACUUAACUCUCCCCUCAUUUUGUGUAUUUAUUUCCUUGCUGCUUAAUUUCUCCUGUGCACAUUAUGUUGGGUUUGCUUUAAAUCUUAUGUUUCUUUCUGUUUAGAUUGUUUUUCCCUGACCUCUGUAUCUUUGCCUACCAGGGCCAUAAAUCUAUUCAGUCUGGUGUUUGCAGGCUUUCUUGUCUGUUUGCUACUGUAAAACAACAGACACAGCCGUUUUGCAGAGAGAGGCAGCUAUUUUUCACAGCUAAAAGAGCACAUCAAAGAAACUGUCACUGUGGUGUUCAGAGGUGAGGACUAUAUUUUACAAAAAAGAAUUUUACUAUUUCAUACAAAUAACUUGAUUACUUUCUCUACCCGAAACAGAAAGGGCCAAGUUAUGAUUUUGAAAAGCAAAGAGCAUAAAUUAGAUGGUGUUGCUGAUUAAAAAUACAGGUAGUCCCACCAGAAAUUUAUAAAGUAGCAGUUUGGCAUGUUCUCACUCCAUGGAUGGGUAGAAGGACCUGAUGCAGAGUAAAUGGCACAAAGUGAUGCUGAUUUGGAGGGCAUCUGAGUGCACUGGAGAAAACGGCUGAAAAAUACAUUAUGCCUGUCCCCAUGAGCAAUUUUGAGAUGUGACAUAUUUUAAAUUCAUACUUAAUCGCACGUUGCAAGGGAAGUUGUAUGGUAUUAAAAUAUUAUAAAACAUUUUUAGUUUCUAUCUUUAAAUGGCUGUGCAUGUGCUUUUAUUUGUAUUGCAGGUACAAUCCGCAGGGUGACUUCAGACAGCUGUUUUUGGCUGUUUUUUUACAAUGGUUGUCACCAGUUAUAGCUUUGAUUGUCUCUGUGAAUGGUGAUUAUUGUAUACAGUUAGUAUUGUGUUGGCUGAAUGUAAUGUCCAGCCCUGGGAACUCUUAACUUGUUCCUUUUGAUCCCAUGGUGGUGAUACCGUCACAUACCCACAUAAACGCAAACUGUGGCCAGCAGGAGUGCUGGACAGCUACCUUUUACAAUCUUGAGUGGUGUUACUGAGCCAUAUUUGGUCUUGUGCAGUCUUUUUUUGAUGUGGAAGGGUUAAGAAUGGACAGAUUGCUGCUCUAGUUUGAUCCACCAUUCUGACUGCAUUGUAGCUUUGUAGGUGAUGUUUUAUGACUAAUUUCUUGCAUACUUGAGUUCCUAAGUCUAAGUUUAAAGUUAGAAAAGAGAACCCUGGCCUGGCUGAUGGGAAUGGUGUGCCACAAAUUUGAGCCCCCCCCACAGGAACCUUAACAAUUUUAACCAAAAAUUAAUAAUUAAUGCAUUUGAGUGGUACUGUGUUGUUUUUUUUUUUGCUGUAUUAAGAUAUAUUUAAUGAAAACAUUAUCUUAACUUUCCUUUUCUGUACAAGAGGGAUGUUAGAUGCACCACUGUUAUGAAUGCAGGGUAACAGGAGUAUAACUCCUUGUUGCACUGAUUUUAUUUUUGGGGGAUGUUCUGUUAGUGGGCAGUCUGCUAAUUCGUCUCAGAUCUUGCCUUUUUUGCAUCUUCUGGGAUUUGUUUUAUGAAAAACUUACACAUCUGAACUAGUUUUAUGGCCUUGUUUAUCAUUACUUGAUGAAGUAUCAAAUUAAACUUUGAUCCUUUUGCUGCUUUGGAGUACUUCUGCAGAAGAAGCCAUGAAAAGUGCACACUGUCCUGUGUUUUUUCUCCCUCCUGCUUUUCUUCCUGUGUGAGUGUUGAGUUUGAAUCUUCUGGCUGAUAUUAUAAAUGGGGGAGUGCAUGUAUGAAGCUGGGUGGUGUUGACUGAGUCAAACAGGGAAGAGUCUUACGAUAGCACAUUUAAUAUAAAUGAAUGGAGGCUUUUCCUUGCUGUAUAAAUACAAAUUUGUAUUAUUAAAUUAACACUGAAUGAUAAA